Molecule: messenger RNA, 1042 nt
Organism: Notothenia coriiceps (black rockcod)
Lineage: Eukaryota; Metazoa; Chordata; Actinopteri; Perciformes; Nototheniidae
Gene: tmem231
Product: transmembrane protein 231
Exons: 4
Coding region: 3-494 (163 amino acids)
Biological process (GO): regulation of protein localization; cilium assembly
Cellular component (GO): ciliary membrane; ciliary transition zone
Source: RefSeq, a predicted model, not a curated record
GGAUGUCCACAGUGGUGAUGCAGAGCCUGGCGUAUGUGCAGCACUCCUCCUCUGUCCCCGGAGCUAAGCUGUUAAUCAGCGGGGACCUGAAGCUGCAGCAGAGGACCCCCCUGCCUCACCGGGGGGUCUACAACGUUUACAAUGUGUCAGUGAUCGAUGGCUCCAGCCCCUUCGCCAGUGCGUAUGAUCUUGACAACAUAAUCAGGAGCUACCAGAAUAGAAACUUGACCACAGUGCUGUCCUGUCCCAUACCGAUGUGGACGGUGGGACGAGCUGCUGGCUCUCCCUUUCAGAUUAAUGCAGAGAUCCGAUACCCUGUGGAGGUCAUCAGCUAUCGACCAGGCUUCUGGGAAACCAUCAAGUUUGCCUGGAUUCAGUACGUCAGUGUGCUCCUCAUCUUUCUCUGGGUCUUUGAACGCAUCCAGAGAUUUGUUUUCCAGAACCAGGUUCUAACCACAGUCCCCAUACCAGUGGGAAAACCUCACCAGUCAUGAUGCAGUGGUCGUCAUUUGAAAUACAAGAAGCACCAGGUUGCAAUAUUAGGUACACUAUUAAAUGUCUCACUAUUUUUUUCCAUCACUGAUACUCUGCAACUUAAACGUAAUACCAAGUGUUUUAGUGUAAGGGAUUAGCCACUAGGUCUGUUUUGUAAUUUCAUAAUACAUAAACAACACAUUUUUCCUUUGAACACUUUAAGAUGUGUCCUUGUUAUUCACCAAGUAAUGGAGCAUAUGAACCUCCCAAGAGCUUGAUGUAGUCCUUUCAUAAUUGUGGCAAAAAGUCCUUAACUUUUUCCUGGACAUGUUUUUAUGCAGCCGCUUCUCUACAGGAAGUACAGUAGCUCUUGCCAUGGAAAAUGCAUUUCUUCUUUUGUGAGGUUCUUCGAAGCAAUGAAAAUGAAUUGAAAAUAUUUAUAGAUUUUCUAUAUUUGUACUAUUUUUAUGUUGUGAAAAUUUGUGACAGUAAUAUUUUGUUCAUUUUUGUAUUGUACAAAGCUUUAGAUGAUGAUUAAUAAACGUUUUUUCCGUCCAACGGCAAUCAU